AGAUUAUGUAAAAUGACGCUAACUUGGAGACGUCCCUUUUAGUAGACCUAUAACCAGGACCUGCUUCAGUUCGUCUCGACACGAGGAAUAUGAAGCAUCACCUCUCUAGUUUGUUGUUCGUUCUGUGCGUCUUGUACAUCGCGGAGCAGUCGGAAUGUUACAAGAUUCUAGCCAUCGUUCCGACACCAUCUUACAGUCAUCAAAUACCGUACCGACGAUUAUGGCUGGAACUACACAAACGAGGUCACGAAGUUGUACUAGUCACGGCGGAUCCUAUACCAAACAUCAAAUCACCGAAUUUUACGCAAAUCGAUAUUAGCCAAUCUUACGGAUCCAUAAGGAGUUUAGAUUUUGUUCAAAUGCGAUUUGAGGGAAAACGCUGGUUGCAUAUUGUGGAAGAAGAAAUGUUGGCUAUAGUCGAAGUUUUUGCGGAAACGGUGCUCAAUGCUACAGAACUGCGGAAGAUGUAUGCUGCAGACAGCAACGCAACGUUCGAUGUCUAUUUGACGGAAUUCCUCUUCGCGCCCGCCACUUACGCUUUCGCACAUCGAUUCAAUGUUCCUAUAAUAGGGUUAAGUUCAUUAGGGAUACUUGCCAUUAACGAACACGCUCUUGGUGGAUUGGUUCUCCCUUCUCACGAGUACACCUGGGAAAUGGAAGACAACACGGGUACGAAUCUGCCGUUCUUCAAGAGACUGUACAAUUUCAUCAACAUGUGGCGUAGCUUAUACUACGUCUACCACGAGAUCUUUCCUCAGCAACAGAAAUUGGCCGAAAAAUAUUUUGGGCCUCUGCCACCAAUGCUAGACGUAUUGAAGAACGUUAGCAUGCUUUUCAUCAAUCAGGCCGACGUUAUGGCACCGGCUCGACCGAAACUUGCGAACGUAAUCACAUUUACAUCCUCCCACAUAGAAAAAAAGCAGAAACCUCUGCCUAAGGACUUACAAGCAUUUCUGGAUGGCGCAACAAAUGGGUUCAUCUACUUUAGUCUUGGUAGUAACGCAAGAAGUGCAAGUUUACCACCGGAGAUCCGACGUAUGUUCUGCGAUGUGUUCACCAAGUUACCUUAUAGAGUUGUCUGGAAAUUCGAGGAGGAUUUUCCCGGCAAACCUGAUAAUGUUUACAUCGGAAAAUGGCUACCACAACAAACCAUUCUCGCUCAUCCGAACAUUAAAUUGUUCAUUUACCAAGGAGGCCUGCAGAGCAGCGAGGAGACCGUCCACUACGGAGUACCAGUUCUUGGUUUCGCAAUUUUGGCCGAUCAAGAUUAUCAAGUAGCCAGAAUGGAAGCUCUGGGCAUUGGAAAAUAUUUGGAAAUUACAACCCUUAAGAAAGAUGAACUUGAAAAUGCUAUUACAGAGCUUAUAACUAACAAAAAGUACAAAGAAAGGAUACAUUACAUCCGAAAUGUGGUUCAGGAUACACCGUACGAUCCGGUAGAGAAUCUCGCUUGGUGGACAGAGUACGUGAUACGAACGAAAGGCGCCCCUCAUCUUCACAGUAGUCUAGCUUUUCAGCCUUGGUAUCAACGCUGCGAUAUGGACAUUGUAGUGUUCUUAACGAUCGCAAUUUUCUUGAUCGCUUCUACUACCUUUCUUUUAAUUGCCAAGAUUGUCGUCUACGUUCAUAAGAUAACCAAAUCAACUGAAAAGCAAAAAAUAAGCUAAGUAUUUAUGGUAGAAUUAAUGAAAGAGAAGUACCUAUAGCGCAAUUCAGUCCAAGUGACGCAAGUGUUUAGCAUCUCAUUUCAACGAAUGAAUUUUAUCUAGUUUCGUUAAAAUUAAAUGAUCAUCCCGCGGUUUAUAAUUGGCCAGUUUCCCUCAUCAGAAGACUAACGAUUCUGGCACGGAAAAACUUUCAAAUAUAAGAAAGAUUUGAUUAACAUUAAAAUCUCAUUUAUACAUUGUUGAUCUCAUGAUUGAGAUUGUUUGUGGAAUCCUCAAGUUUAUUCUAAAUUGUUAUCAUCGAUUAGGAGAAAUUACAUUGAAAACAUAGGUGUGUCAAGGUAAAGUAUUGAUAUGUAUAGAUGUGUGUAUAGAUAGGUUUGUUGCGUUCUUGACGUUAUUUCGUUUGUUUACCAAUUUAUUGUUUUUAACUGUAACGCGUCUUCUGUUAUCGAGAACGAAAACGAAAUACUUCAAACCUUAUAUUAUAAGGGAUCAAUCAGUAUUGCUGGCAAUAUGUUAAUCGUGUGAUCAAAUAGUACUUGUUAUUCGCGAACAUGUCGCAAUUUGGCCAAUAAAAGUGUCCGUAUCCUGCUCCGUUAAGCGAAACAAAAUGUUGAUGAUGAUUGAUAUUGUAAUUUUAAAAAAUCGAAGGCGUCACGUCGUUAUUGGAAGUAAAUCCUUUUUAAUUGAUACAAAAUUAUGUAGAAAAAUCGCAAAGCCAAAGAUAAAUAGAAUAAUAAUUAAAGUA
Bombus pyrosoma is the source of this 2415-nucleotide messenger RNA. Its product is annotated as UDP-glycosyltransferase UGT5-like. The coding region runs from base 90 to 1667 and encodes 525 amino acids. The record is from RefSeq and is a predicted model, not a curated record. NCBI's taxonomy places the organism in Eukaryota, Metazoa, Arthropoda, Insecta, Hymenoptera, Apidae. The transcript has 5 exons. Gene Ontology annotation, molecular function: UDP-glycosyltransferase activity.